Molecule: messenger RNA, 573 nt
Organism: Malania oleifera
Lineage: Eukaryota; Viridiplantae; Streptophyta; Magnoliopsida; Santalales; Ximeniaceae
Product: putrescine hydroxycinnamoyltransferase-like
Exons: 1
Coding region: 1-573 (190 amino acids)
Molecular function (GO): acyltransferase activity, transferring groups other than amino-acyl groups
Source: RefSeq, a predicted model, not a curated record
AUGAAACCAUACAGCACAUUUGAGAGCCUAGUUGGUCAUCUAUGGAGAGUCAUUACGAAGGCUCGAGAUCUUGGUGGGUUCGAAACCACGUGCAUAAGAAUAUCUGUUAAUGGACGCACAAGAUUGAACCCUAAGGUACCUAGUGAGUACUUUGGAAACUUGGUCCUUUGGGCAUUCCCUAGUUCAAGGGUUAAGGACCUUCUACGGGAGCCCCUACCCUAUGCAGCCAAGCUCAUUCACGACACUGUUGCGAAGGUGAACAAUAACUACUUUAGGUCUUUUAUUGACUUCGCAACCUACAAGGUAGAGGAGGAAGAGUUGGUUCCAACAGCAAACAUGAACAAGUCGAUUUUGUGCCCUAACUUAGAGGUUGAUAGUUGGCUAAGGUUUCCAUUUUAUGACCUAGAUUUUGGGAGUGGGUGUCCUUACAUUUUCAUGCCAUCCUAUUUCCCAACGGAGGGAAUGAUGUUUCUCCUACCUUCAUUCCUAGGGGAUGGAAGCAUAGAUGCUUUCAUCCCUCUUUUUGACGACAGCUUGGCUUCCUUCAAGCAAAAUUGCUAUUCCAUAGACUAG